Zingiber officinale is the source of this 1836-nucleotide messenger RNA. RefSeq lists its product as uncharacterized. Bases 1 to 1575 code for a protein of 524 amino acids. Gene Ontology annotation, molecular function: minor groove of adenine-thymine-rich DNA binding. The transcript has 10 exons. Lineage: Eukaryota; Viridiplantae; Streptophyta; Magnoliopsida; Zingiberales; Zingiberaceae. The record is from RefSeq and is a predicted model, not a curated record.
AUGGAUGGGAGAGACGCCAUGGCGAUGCCCGGCGUGGUGCCGUACUACAUUGCUCAUAGAGGAAUUCCUGGCUCAGUCGCCGCUUCGCAGCCUGGGUUGCACCUGGCGGCGCAAAGUCUGAGCAUCCAAUCCGCCGGCGUUGGUUCGGGGGCGUUUCGGGUGGACUCCCCGCCCGCGGCCUCAGCUCACGGUGGCAGUGAGCUCGGCGAAGGUGCCAACCUGGUGGAAUCAGUGAACAUGAAGAGAGGACGGCCGAGGAAGUAUGGACCGGAUGGGGCUGUAGCUUUGGCACUCUCACCUAGUUCGUUAUCUGCCCCCUCUGGCACCUUCAGGACCGGGUCUGGGUUAGCUCCCGGAGCUGGCAUUCCGACGCAAAAGCGAGGGAGAGGGCGACCGCUGGACACCGGGAGGAAGCAGCAACUAGCAUCACUUGGUGAAUGGGUUGCUGGUUCAGCUGGAUUGAGGUUUACUCCACAUGUCAUAAUGAUCGCAGUUGGAGAGGGCCGAUUUGAGAUACUCUGUCUAUCCGGUUCAUGCAUGAUGACCGACAAUGGUGGAUCACGGAGCAGAACCAGAGGAUUGAGCAUCUCUCUAUCGAAUACCGAUGGUCGAGUCAUUGGUGGGGGUGUCGCCGGAGUACUUAUAGCUACCACUCCUGUUCAGGUAAUCGUAGGAAGCUUCAUUUACACAGAACCUAAGGCGAAAAACAAAGCAAAGGCUGGCCGUGAAACAAAUCGCGACAUCGAGCAAACUGCAUCUUUGAAAUUGUGGUUGGUGUGGAGGAGCCCCACACCCGCGUGGGUUCCCGCUGCUAGAGCCCUCUCUAGAAGGAGAAGAAUGCGAGGGUUGCUAUCCUACCUGUUACAAGGUAUUGUAACAGCUAUUUAUUGUUAUUCAUAUAAAUUAUAUUUAUCGACGUCGGCAAUAUCAGGUGGCUCCCACUGGCCAUGUGUGUUUGUGACCUACAAACUCAUUCCCAUUCUCCGCGGAGGCCGACGAGAGAAGAAGCGAACCCUCGUCGAUCUUUCGCUCCAGAGCUCUCGAUCCCUCCUCGACGCCGGCGCGAUUCCAUCUACCCCACACGCGAUCGCCGUCUCCGUCGAGCUUCGAUCUUCGCCUCCUCGCUCGGCAAUCAUGGAGGAUGCUAAUGCAAGCUCACGGCCAGAGGAAACAGUGCAACCGAGUGAAGUUUCAGCUUCUGAGUUUAACAACCUUUCACGACGGUUGGAGGCCCUUGAACAAUCUGUGCGCUAUCUAGAGGAUAAUAUGAGGACCCGGCUUUCCGCGAUGGAGGAGAGGGUGGUGGAACUCAUGAGAAGGAUGGAUGGAUAUAAUGCCUUGCAUAGGAGCUGGUCACAACAUUUAUCAUGGGAUGUGCCAACUGUGUCUCCUAAUCAACCUGCAACCCUAACUUCACCACCCGCAGCUCCGAGGCGGAGGAAAAAGAAAGAAACCUUGAUUGCGAGGAGAGUGAUUCGUCGGUACCAGAGGCUUGUGAAGUCCAAUUGGGACAGUAAGACUUGCAUAAGGCGUCUCAUCAAGAAGAUACAUAAAAAACGACGGCAAAGGGGCUGAAAGGAUGCCUGAUACCAGUCAUCAUCAUCAGAUCGUAUUUUAUUCGUACCAACUAUUUGCAGCUGGCUACAUGAAUAUCGCCACUCUACGAUCUCUAUGUAAGGCUAUUUCACUUAGGAUGCCCAAAAUAUGCAUAUAAGUGCGAUACUAGUUUCGUUUUCCUUCUACAGGAUCCAGUUUGAUUCCACCUCUAAUUUUGAUGCACUCGUUCGUGAACAUAUUUAUUUUGUUUUGUCAGUGAGAAAAUUGUUAACAUCUUCA